AUGGAGGCAGGAGCAUACAUCAAUACCAAGGAUCAUGGAGGCUUCACGCCCCUCUUGAAUUCCUUAGCAGGAGGAUGCGACUUUUUGGCAGAGGAAUUCAUCCAGCAAGGUGCCGACAUCAAUGUCAAGACCUCGCAAGGAGAGAAUGCCUUGCAAGUUGCGUGCCAAAAAUGCAUGGCAGAUGCAGGGCAAUCCUUGCUCGAGAAAGGCAUUCAUGUGGACCAUAAGGACAAUCAAGGAAGGACCGCUCUUGAUUCGGCGGCAAAGUAUGGUUGCGUGCCCAUUGCGUUUGCUUUGCUUGACAAUCCGUUCACAAAUGUUAACGAAGUGGACGAUUCGGGCAAGACUGCCCUGUUCAUAGCCAUUGAAGGAAGCGGCCCCGAAUCACUUCUGAGGAUGUUGCUUGAGAAAGGUGCUGAUGUAAACCACCAGGACCAGAAUGGAGCCACGCCACUCAUUGUGGCAGCUCAAGUUGGGAAGGAUUGCCAGCUGCUGUUACAACAUGGCGCCGACGCUGCUGUCGUGGACAAAGCUGGCAACACAGCCUUGUGGCAUGCGGCCAGUGCAGGCUCCGCCAGGGCUGCAUCUUCGCUACUGGAGUUUGGCCACGCUGAUUUGGUGAACCAGAAAGGGGAAAAAGGCAAGACGCCCUUAGCUAUCGCAUGUUGGAACACACAUUCCGAAGUUGCACAAGUCUUGGUUGCGCAUGGUGCUGAUCCUGCCAUCAAGGACGACUACGGUCAGGAACCCUUGAGCUUGGCCACUCAAUUUACCAUGCAUUUGAACCCCGGGCAGAAUCCUGUCCGCACGCCACAAUCCAUCGGCACAGUGGACCAGUGGACAGGAAGACAAGAGAAACUCCUGGGAGUCUUGAAGGUCUUGGUCGAUGCGAAGGUCAACUUGAACAUCUAUGACUUCGAAGGCUUCACUCCCUUACUGAACUUGCUGAGGUUCCAGAAGAACCAGUGGGGAGUACCCUCGCAGGCCGAAGCCUUCAGCCGGGCAUCGCAAGCAAAUGCAAACUUCUUGGUGUGGUCCGGCGCGAAUCCCAACAUGGCGAGCAAGCAAGGCGCUAUCACCCCAUUGGCCUUUUGCGCUUACAACGGUUAUCCAAGUACGGCUGCUUUGCUUUUGCAAAAAGGGGCCAACCGAUAUGCCCGGAACCAGUGGGGCAAAACGCCAGCUGAGCUGUGUGGAGUCGGAGCAGGGCAAGUGGAAGUGAAACAACUCUUGCGUUGA
Messenger RNA from Symbiodinium necroappetens, 1239 nucleotides. The record is from the annotation of a GenBank genome assembly. NCBI's taxonomy places the organism in Eukaryota, Dinophyceae, Suessiales, Symbiodiniaceae.